This is a messenger RNA of Solanum dulcamara, 816 nucleotides long. RefSeq names its product vacuolar iron transporter homolog 4-like. Gene Ontology annotation, cellular component: membrane. Lineage: Eukaryota; Viridiplantae; Streptophyta; Magnoliopsida; Solanales; Solanaceae. The transcript has a single exon. Gene Ontology annotation, molecular function: manganese ion transmembrane transporter activity; iron ion transmembrane transporter activity. Gene Ontology annotation, biological process: intracellular manganese ion homeostasis. Bases 150 to 797 code for a protein of 215 amino acids. The record is from RefSeq and is a predicted model, not a curated record.
UGCACAAUAUUUAAUGGCACAACUGAUGGAACAGUUCAAUUACUUUUUUAAUCAUCCUACUCUAUAAAUAGCGCUGACCGAGUGUUCAUACAACUCCAUCUCUAAGAAAGAAUAGCUUCUAUAACUAACAAGUACUUAUAACUUCCUCAAUGGCUGCUCAAAACCAAGUCCAAAUUACCAUUCCUAAAGACCAUAAUGGCCAGAAACAAGCCCCUGAGGAGGAUUUUGACUACUCUCAAAGAGCACAGUGGGUUCGAGCUGCUGUUCUAGGAGCCAAUGAUGGAUUAGUCUCAAUUGCAUCCUUGAUGAUGGGUGUCGGAGCUGUCCAAAAUGACGUAAAGGCCAUGAUACUUAUUGGCUUCGCAGGUCUAUUUGCCGGUGCUUGUAGCAUGGCCAUAGGAGAGUUUGUGUCUGUGUACUCUCAAUUAGACAUAGAGAGAGCUCAAAUGAAGAGAGACAAAGCAACAGGAGGACAGAACCAAGAACGUGAAGAAGGUAACAAGGAACAACUGACAAAUCCACUUCAGGCAGCAGUAGCCUCGGCUAUUGCAUUUUCAUUGGGUGCCAUUGUUCCAAUUCUUGCUGCUGCAUUUAUAGCAAACCAUAAAGUGAGGCUGGCUGUAAUUGUGGCUGCGGUGAGCUUGGCAUUGUUAGCAUUUGGAGGUAUUGGUGCUUUCUUGGGCAGAAGUCCUAUGGUGAAAUCUUGUGCCAGAGCUUUAAUUGGUGGAUGGAUGGCUAUGGCCAUUACCUUUGGCCUUACCAAGCAGAUUGGUUCUACUACUGGCAUGGAGUUGUGACUGGACCUUUAUCUAGUUC